Messenger RNA from Phytophthora nicotianae INRA-310, 1769 nucleotides. RefSeq lists its product as hypothetical. Lineage: Eukaryota; Oomycota; Peronosporomycetes; Peronosporales; Peronosporaceae. The transcript has 6 exons. The record is from RefSeq and is a predicted model, not a curated record. Bases 255 to 1664 code for a protein of 469 amino acids.
CACUCACAAAGAUUUGCGGCAAAAUAGGACUUCAGUUCUCCCUCGAGCCUUUAAUACUUCUGGCAGGUGAUUCACCUGAGGAGAAGGAGCUCUUCAGUCUCCCCCGAGCUUCUAAGCAGCAGAAGCAAGACCAACCCAACUGCGUGCUACCACAGGUGAAUAGGCGGCGGCUCCUCCUCUUCUUCUGCAGAUGUCUUCUCUGCAUGGACCAGCUACAGAUCUCUGAACAGUGAAAUCACUUCUUUUCAGGUGCAAUGUAUUCCGGCAACGCGGCGCGUAUUUACAAUCCCCAGCCGGACCCGCUGGAGCGCGGACCACCAAAGCGCGUGCUGCGUGAAGAGCAGCACAUUGGUGAGAUGGUGGCAGCCUCCAAGAAGCGCGUAACGUGGCGCUUUACGCUGGGCGAGUCGGACCGCACACACGAGGUUGUGCUGAUCCACUCAAUUAUGAGCUACAAGAAGGUGGUUCAGUACGACGGCCGCCAAAUGCAUUUCUCGUCAACGGCAACGUUGGGAGACUGGAACUUUUCCAUGAUCCUGGACGGACUUAACAUGGUCAUGGAAGUCCGCAUCAACGACAUGGAAUCGGCCGAAGUGCCGAAAUAUGACUUUGUCAUUGACCGGAUUCCGUUCCGUCGCUGGGAUGUCUACCGUCGCAAGAAACACGCGAUCACUACGGCCACUUAUGCGCAACCGAGUGCUCCUUCUGGAAAUGCGUAUGGAACGCACCGCUGGGGACCGAAUGGAGCUACGCCACCGUCCCAGAAUGAACCUCAGCCGUCUGGUGGGUUGUUCUCGGGUAGCAAUCCAGGAUCUUUCACGGGGAAUAAUCCAGCAUCGGACCGCACGCAGAGCUUUGGUCAUCAGGGUGCUCGAUCGCGCUCGUCGUCAGGACAUAGUACCGGUAGUAAUGGACGCACCCGCAGCUUUUCAGGACAACAGAAUGGGCAGCAAAGCUUUAGUGGGCAGCAGAGUGGACAGCGCUCGUCUUUGCAAGAGCAGAGAGCUCCUAACACGACAGCAUCGAACUCUAAUCGACAACCACCUCCGGCUCCAGCAGCGCAGAAGCCCAAGAAGCAGUCUGAAAUCAAUCUCAUUGACGACUUUGGUCCAAGUGUGAGUGUUUCUGCGCAGUCGUUAAUCUUCGAUCCUCUGGCCAGUGCUAAGAUAUCAUCUACUGGAGAUUCAAUAGCCUCAAACUCGUCGCAGCAACAAGUACCACAACACCAGCAGCAACUAGCGCCACCAGCUGCCGCGAUUCCCCAGCCAGCGGCUUAUGUCGAUCCGUUUGCUUCCGUUGCAGCACCAGUUAUGACAAAGCCUGCCAGUAGCAUCAAUUUGGACCCAUUCGCAGCUCAAAACGCAAGUAGCUACCAGCAGCCUCCGCAGCAACAACAGCAACAACCGAUUCGUCAAAUGACAAUGGGGUGUCAGCAGCAGCAAACGGGUAUGCCGAUGGGAACUCCUCUGGGAGGAAUGGCGAUGCAGCAACAGGGAAUGCGAGGUUGUAUUACGGGGCAACAACAGCCUGUUGCUUCCGGAGGUAUGGGCAACGUGAAUUACAGCAUUUCUCAGCUCAUGAACCCGGCAAACCUCCAAACCAGCCAGCAGAACCAGCAGAGCAAGUCCAUUAACAUUGAUCCGUUUGCUAGCCUAAGCCGUUAGCAUCACGAGGCAAGCGAGCGAUGAGAAUUCGCUAGGACAUGUUGAUGUCAGAUCAAUGUCGAAAUGAAACCAGUAUUCGAAUGAUAGACACGUUCUCGAAGUACU